Molecule: messenger RNA, 2531 nt
Organism: Paramacrobiotus metropolitanus
Lineage: Eukaryota; Metazoa; Tardigrada; Eutardigrada; Parachela; Macrobiotidae
Exons: 3
Coding region: 399-1337 (312 amino acids)
Molecular function (GO): protein binding
Source: RefSeq, a predicted model, not a curated record
CCCAGAUUAACUGUAGUUGUCGUAAAAACAUUAAAUAUAAUUCCAUACAAUUCGGCCAAGUCGAUUGUCAAGAUUUGCGUAUACAGAACUUGUGGUUUCUUCUGACAACUCUUAAUUUUCUUUCUCGAAGUCGGCCCUGGCAAACUUGUAACGCUGGAGAUUAUCGGACGAGUGUGAAAUAUUAUGAUAUAAUAUUAUAAUUCCGUGUGUCGGUUUUCGUAACAUUACGGAGCGUUUGCAUUUACACCCUGCGAAUUCCGAGCGCACACUGAUUCUGUUAUGUGCGUAAAAGUGCGGGGAUUACCGGCACACCUUCGUUCCAGAGUUUGUGUAUCUAGUUUCUAGUAGCGUACAACUUACCCCUGUAAAUUAAACGAAUAAUCAUACUUGACAAAAAGAUGGACCAGUACAUUCGCGUCCUGGAUGAAACGGAUGAAAUUCUCAGUGUUGCCGAACUUCCGGAAGAUUUGUUAAUAGAUGUUUUCCAGUGUCUGGAUUCCCACGAGCACCUCGUACUGAAAAGAGUGUGUCGAGCCUGGGAAUAUUUGCUGAAUUCCGGAACAUUCACAACGGAAAUUUUCAUUAACUUCUCAAAACCAAUAACCGGCAACGCGCAUUUUGAUCAGACCACUGCUAACAAUAUUCUGAAGUGCAUGACAUUCGCCAACGUUUGCCGCUCAACAGCCCAGCGCUUAAUUAUUCUGGGUCCUUUUCGGACCGAUCGCGCAGUACUCUCGCCCGCGGAAGUGCAAAUCCAGGAAAUGAUGUUCCGCAACAUACACCGCGCCGUCCGCCAGUCGCCGGACUUCUGGAAUCCAGCCAACCGUAAAGGUCACUUCGUGCUGCAUCUCGCCGGCGUCGCGGCGCCGUAUUUUCAUUUGAACAUGUUGGUGCAGAAUUUACUGACACGGGCUACGUGUAUUCGAUAUCGUCUGGAGGACGUGGUAGUCACCAACAUUUUCGGGGAGAACGAUAGCGCGAACGGCAGUCGCUGUUGGACGGACGCCGGUGUCGUGAUUGCCAGAGGAGGCGGUAGAGUACAGCGGCGGGACGAGUUUAUCGAGCAGCUGGCGGAUUUGAUUGAACGGGACAUAGCGCCGGUUGGCGUUCGAGAACUGGAGAUGCUGAAAAUCUUGGUGCGGGGGGAACUGCUCUACGGACAGCAGAAUGCACGCCGAACCGUUUUACAGACCAUCAAAAUGUUUGAGCCCGGUCUGCAAAAGAUUACCGCUCAGCAACUGGCCAGCCUGAAUUUGACCGGUUUGAAGAAGACAACGCUCCGUGCUGUUUGGGAUGAAGUAUCCAAGUUAAAUUUGAUUUUUCACGCUUGUGGGUAGUCUUGCCAAAUGCUGACAAAGCUUGGGAUCGUUAUUCUUUUUAAUGUUUUAAUCUUGCGCCGCUUACAUGAAUGAGUUGCCUGCAAUAUUUGUAACGGGAGCAUUUAUACAGAUUACUGUACAUGUAUGUACACUGUAGUUAUGUACAGAAUACAGUAUGUCAUUAUUGUGGACUUGUGAUAUUAUAGGACACCAUCGCAAUUCGGGAUGAAGUGUAUUAUGUGUCAAAAUGAUGGGAACUGCGUAAUUCUGAGUUUAACCAAUGUUAAUGUGUGGCCCUAGCAUAACACGCAGCUGGCCCUAGCAUAACACCCUAGCAUACAACCGGAGAAGUACUGCCUGGAUGCUGCUGUAGAAUGGCAAGAAACAACCCAAAAGACUUCCCAUCCCCUGAUGCGAGAAAACUCCAGAAAGCAUGGGAUGAGCCCAUAGUCGUAAGCACCGUACAACGAGUGCAAACGGCAAUCGGGAAUGACCUCUCCGGUCAAGCGCGGUUCCUGGGUGUCAGCACAAAGGAAAAUGGAGCGUGGCUGGGAGCACUCCCAGCCGCCUCACUGGGCAAUCUCCUCACCGAUUCCGCGGUCAGGAUCGCCGGUCAUUACCUCACACCGUUGUGUCUGCGGGGAUUGGGCGGAUGCCCGCGGCUACCACGCCCUCAGCUGCAAGAAAAGCCGUGGAAGAAUUCCUACCCAUAAAUGUCUGAACGCUAUCUGGAAGCGCAGUCUCGCCUCCGCCGGCUUCGAAAGCGAAUUGGAGCCACAAGGUAUCUGCCCAACAAGUAACAAGCGCCCUGACGGUGUUACGCUGACACCAUGGGAAAGAGGGCGAAUGUUGGCAAGGGACGCCACGUGUGUUAACACCAUGGCCAUUUCGCACAUCUACACGUGCGGGAGCGGCGGCAGCACAGGCCGAGCAAAGCAAGGCGGAAAAAUACCGGGACAUCACUCCGAACUACCUUUUCAGCGCCUUGGGCUUCGAGACGGUUGGACCGCCCGGACCGGAAGCAACUCGCAUGAUGACAGUAGUUGGACAGAAGAUUCAACAGGAAACCGGCGAAAAGCGGGCCAUCGAAAUCCAACGAGGCAAUGCGGCAUCUAUCCUGGGAACGGCACCGAUGGGGGCAAAUUUAGAUCAAAUGUUCUCUGUGAUUAGGCCGCAUGAGUCAGUUGAUGCUGUGUAAUAAGUGAAGUUUCU